CCCAGGUAUGAAGGCAAACAUCCCUCCCUCCCUGGAUAUCGCCUGUAUAAAACCCAGUUCCCAACGCCACCACAGCCCCACGCCUCUCACCACUCUCCACCGCCACCGCCACCUCCUCGCCGGCGACAAUGUCGGUGCACGUCGCGGCCGCGGCGGUUCUCAUCGCGCUCCUCGUCCCCGCCCGAGCCUCGGACGUCUCCUCGUUCCCGCUCACGCAGACGCAGUCUCCGGCCAACGCCUCCGCGGCGCCCUCCUCCCCGCCCUGCCGCCUCGACCUCUCCGCGGAGCUCUUCGGCGGCGUGGCCGCGGCGUGCGGGGCCGGCGGCGGGCCGGGCUCCCUGGACCGCGGCCGCUGCUGCCCCGUGCUCGCGGCCUGGCUCUUCGCGGCGCACGCGCGCACGGCGCUCUCCGUCCCGGCGCCGGCGCCGGCGCUGGCGGGCGAGGGCCUGGACGGGGACGAGGGCCCCAUGGUCCCGUACGACAACCAGCGGUGCGUGGACGCGCUGGGCACCGCGCUGGAGAAGCGCGGGGUGGCGCUGCAGCGGCCCAACGCGACCUGCGACACGGUGAUCUGCUUCUGCGGCAUCCGGCUCCACCAGAUCGGCUCGCUCCGCUGCCCCGCCGCGUUCGCCGUCGGCGCCGCCGCCAGGAACGCCACGCCCACCGCCGCGGUGAAGGACCUGGAGAAGAGCUGCCGCAACGCAUCCUACGCCGGCUGCUCCCGCUGCGUCCAGUCCCUGCAAAAGGUGAAGGGGAACGUGAGCCGGGAGGUCGCCGGCGGCGACCGCGCCCGGCGGAUGCUGGGGCUGGACUGCCAGCUGAUGGGCCUGACGUGGCUGCUGGCCAAGAACAAGACGGUGUACAUCCCCACCGUGUCCGCCGUGCUGCGCGCCAUGCUCUACACCGCGCACCCCACCGAGUCCGGCGGCCACUCCAAGGUCAGCGGCGGCGGCGCGGCGCCGCCGCGGUGCAGCCCGGACCAGGAGAACAUGCCGCUGGCCGUGGACUCGCUGCAGUUCGAGCACGCCGGCAGCACGAGCUCGGCCGCGGCCCUGCUCCGCGGCGUCUGCGGCUCCCUCCUCUGCCUGGCGCUCUACUGCUUCGUCUGGGACGCGUUCUUGUAGACAGGGCAUGCAGUGUGGAUUAAGCUAAGCUUGUUGAUAGAGUAUUUUGUAGGAGCUGGUUGGUUGGUUGGUGUUAGGGAUUAGCUUCCUUUUUGCUUGCACAGUGUUGCAGAUCGAAUUAGCGGAUUGCACCGGUGGGUCUCUAGUAACCCCACCCGUGCUUUUAUCCUUGGGUUAUUACCCUGCUACAUUGGGGAAGUAGUAGUCGUAACUUGUUCAAGCCGAAACUAUUUCUUUUGGCA
Messenger RNA from Aegilops tauschii subsp. strangulata, 1366 nucleotides. RefSeq lists its product as uncharacterized. The record is from RefSeq and is a predicted model, not a curated record. Lineage: Eukaryota; Viridiplantae; Streptophyta; Magnoliopsida; Poales; Poaceae.